GCAGUUUUGAUGCAGUAGCACGUGGUUCAGCACGCGUGUUGUGUUGUGAUGCGCGGUUGGACUCUCAACUGAAGGAUAUAGAGGCUAUAUAAAACUCAACUCACGCAGAAAACGAGAGAUCUUGAGUUGGAGUUUGAGAUGGAUCAGCAUGAUCCACCAGUGUCUGAAUUACUGCCGCUCAUGCGGGCUGCAUCAACGUCACCAGAAGGACCAAAGUGGUCUCGGAAGGGCUCUCCUGACAGCGACGAGGAAUGGGGUCCUUCACAGAGUCUGAGGCACUCCCAGAGGGAAAGUGAUUCCACUCCCAUAGACAGUGGCUCUGAGAGCGACUUUCGGCCAGUUGUGAAGGAGGAGAUAAAGAUUGAAGUCACUUCACCAAGGGUUGAGCGGCCGUCGUCUCCCUCGGUGUCGGACGACGAUCCUUUGUCGGACAAAGCUCUGCAGUCUCUGGUGAAGGAGGAAAAGUUCCGACCUAGAUCGCCGUCACCGUCUGAGGACUUCUUGGGGUUCACUGAGGUGGAUCGAGACAGUGCUUGUUUCAUGUCCAAUGUAAAAAGGGAUAUGCUACUGGGAUGCCCGUCGGACAGUGAAGACUCGGCAGAAGUCUUUGCCGAAGGAGAGUUCAUGAAGAGUCCACGUCUCGUCAUAAACUACCGUGAUGUGGAUGGUCUCGAUGAUGGUAACAUAUUUUGUGACGUGUGCUGCCGCGAUUGGGACGGUGAAUGUCCCGUCCAUGGACCGCUAAAGAUCAUACACGAUACCAAGGCACGACCCGGUAUCGGAGAUGCCGACAGGGACGUCAAGACCCUGCCGCCUUCUCUCAGCUCUGGUCAGUCGAGAAAUCCAGCGUCUGGCACCGGAGUUUUGGCAGAAAAGGACCUUCCUGCGCGCCAAAGACUCGGUCCUUACGAGGGUAUCUUGACCACCGAACAGGGUCAGGCUCGAACCACCGGGUACAGAUGGCAGAUCAAGAAGGGUGACCGGGUGCAUCACUCGGUGAAUGCCGAAGACCCGAGCUGCAGCAAUUGGCUCAGAAGGGUCAACUGUGCCCGCUCGGAGGAAGAACAAAACCUAGUGGCCUUCCAGUACCGGGGUCAGAUAUACUUCAGGACGUCAAAGCCCGUUCCGCGGGGCUCUGAGCUGCUGGUGUACUACGGAGACGACUCGGCCCGGGAACUGACCGUCCACUCGGAGACGUCUGGGCAGUCUGUGACUUCCUCUCCGGCCGGACCGUCAUCUUCAGGCACGUCUCUUGCAAGGGACACGGCUCAGGAGUUUGCUGAUGAUGUGCCAGAUCUGGGCACAUGUGGACGCUCUGAGGGCGCAGCACUGACCGGAGCGGGCACGUCGACGCACCCGUCUGCCGGUGACCAGGCUCCGCACCCGUCCGCCGGUGACCAGGCUCCGCACCCGUCUGCCGGUGACCAGCCUCCGCACCCGUCUGCCGGUGACCAGGCUCCGCACCCGUCUGCCGGUGACCAGGCUCCGCCACACCGGUGCGACCUCUGCGGACUGGCGCUGCACGGCCUGGCCGAGUUCCAGAGCCACCUCGACGGCCAUUCCAGACGUCUGGAUGUCUCCUCCGACCACAGCGGUAGCGACACGGGCGCCGAAAACACGGAGCAGGACGAAUGCCGGAAUGUGCGGCGCACAUACCAGGACAGCAAACCGUCACUGGACAGUUCCGGGCAACAGCGGCGGUCCCACGCUUCGACUGUGUCGGAUGGUGUUAGCGCCAGCCGAGUUACUGAUGAGUCCGGAGACGAAGAGGACGGGGCGCCCGGGUCUGGUACUGAUGAGUCCGGAGACGGAGAGGACGGGGCGCCCGGGUCUGGUACUGAUGAGUCCGGAGACGGAGAGGACGGGGCGCCCGGGUCUGGUACUGAUGAGUCCGGAGACGGAGAGGACGGGGCGCCCGGGUCUGGUACUGAUGAGUCCGGAGACGGAGAGGACGGGGCGCCCGGGUCUGGUACUGAUGAGUCCGGAGACGGAGAGGACGGGGCGCCCGGGUCUGGUACUGAUGAGUCCGGAGACGAAGAGGACGGGGCGCCCGGGUCUGGUACUGAUGAGUCCGGAGACGAAGAGGACGGGGCGCCCGGGUCUGGUACUGAUGAGUCCGGAGACGGAGAGGACGGGGCGCCCGGGUCUGGUACUGAUGAGUCCGGAGACGGAGAGGACGGGGCGCCCGGGUCUGGUACUGAUGAGUCCGGAGACGAAGAGGACGGGGCGCCCGGGUCUGGUACUGAUGAGUCCGGAGACGGAGAGGACGGGGCGCCCGGGUCUGGUACUGAUGAGUCCGGAGACGGAGAGGACGGGGCGCCCGGGUCUGGUACUGAUGAGUCCGGAGACGAAGAGGACGGGGCGCCCGGGUCUGGUACUGAUGAGUCCGGAGACGGAGAGGACGGGGCGCCCAGGUCUGGACCACACCGGUGUAAAAAAUGCGGAAACUGCUAUAAGUACGCUAGAGGACUUAAAACGCACUUGGCGACGCAUUCAGAUAAAGCGUCACACAAAUGCAGUUUGUGUGAAAGGGCGUACAAAAGGAGAGAUGUUCUUUUGAGACAUAUUCGAGAAGUUCAUUUCGGAGAUGUCAAACCUAAAACGAAAGACCUGAAACUGAGGCAUGUUUGCGAUUUAUGUGGAAAAGGCUUCGCUGCGCCGAUUGCCUUGAAAAGACACAUUAAGUGUCACAUGGGUGAAAAGCCAUUCAGAUGUGGCGAAUGUUUUAAAACAUUCGCGCUUAAAGGUGAUCUGACGAAACAUUACAUGACGCACACUCAGGAGAGGCCUCACAAGUGUGAGCUAUGUGACAUGCAGUUUGCCAGGCGCACUACGCUCCAGAAACACAUGAGAAUUCACACCGGGGAAAAGCCUUACACCUGUGAGACAUGUGGACAGGGCUUCUCCCGCCAGGAUGUGCUAUCAACGCAUCAGCGCCGGCACACUGGCGAACAACCCUACAAAUGUGGAAUUUGUGGUGCGGGCUUCACCCAUAAACCCCCUCUCAUGGCCCAUCUGAAAAAGAACGGUAAAUGCGCGGGGAGCAACAGGCAGGGAGACUGUUGAGGAACUGGUGCACCGCCAUGACCAUGUUCACGUGCAGAGGGCCCUGAACGACGGUCAGUGCCCCCAGGCCCUAUCAGACAUGUUCGUCCACCGUUCAAUAGUGUCAUCUCGCAACUCCGCGCAGUUUUAUCGGGUAUGCUCGACCUCCCAAAGUGCAGGCUCUCCACAACCCAGCGGCAGUUCGCUUAUAGGGCCGCGGCGGCGUGGAGCGCAAGCCGCACACAUUAGGCACUAGGGGGAUGGGCGCAAGAUGAUGAUGCAUUUGGUUGUAUUUUAAAACGCUGUUGUAUUUUAGUGUUUGAAACGUGUCGUUCAUGUCGCUUUUAAAUAUAUUCCCAGUCUUUUUAUACUCAACUUGUACAACACGUUUAAUCAUGUAUAUUUGAUUGAG
This is a messenger RNA of Amphibalanus amphitrite, 3457 nucleotides long. RefSeq names its product zinc finger protein 316-like. The coding region runs from base 139 to 3066 and encodes 975 amino acids. The transcript has 11 exons. Gene Ontology annotation, cellular component: nucleus. Gene Ontology annotation, molecular function: protein binding; histone methyltransferase activity. The record is from RefSeq and is a predicted model, not a curated record. Lineage: Eukaryota; Metazoa; Arthropoda; Thecostraca; Balanomorpha; Balanidae.